AUGGCAGAUGGACAGGAGUCAUACUCAGUCCCCUUUGAAAAAUUAAAUGGGAGCAACUGGGAGGAGUGGUCAAGGAAGCUGAAGGCCUGGCUGGUAGCCAAGGGUCUGUGGGAGGCGACCCAAGGGCCCCCACAGCAAGCUUCAGCCGGAGCUGCAGCAGCGGUUGUUGCAGCUGCCCAAGCCUCACAGAGGAAAGACCAGGAAGCCCUAGGAGCUAUCGUGCUCAGUUUGGAGGGCUCACAGCUACCUUUGGUGGAGGGUCUUGACAGUGCCCAGGUUGUUUGGCAGGAGCUGGAGAGGGUUUGCCGAGACACCACAGCGGAAGCCAAAAGCCACGUCCCCAGAUGCAGUACAGCCUCAAGGAGAGCUGCUGGCAAGGUUGGGGGGGCAGAGAAGACCAAAGGCAAGUUUGCAAAGUUUUCCACCGGUUGUUUGUGUGACGAGGAGGAACGCCGUCUCAGAGAGGGCCGAGAUGGGCAGGGUGCCCUGCCGGUAACAGAGGGGGGGCCAAGCCAGAAGGCACAGUUCAGGCUUUUUCCACUCGUCGUCGUUUUGUCUGCGGGUCUCUUGACCAUCUGUGUCGGUCCUGUCCGAGGAGAGCUAGAGAGGCCGGGCAGGAUGUCUCUAAGGUCACUUCCCAUGGCAGUCAGCCAAGUCCUCGUGGCAGCCAGCCAGGUUUCCAUGGCAGCCAGUCUAGGAGAGGAGGCCAGCGUGGGAAUGCAAAGGGAGGAUGUGACAGAGGAAGUGAGAAGGACGGUUCUUCUUAUCACCUAG
Podarcis lilfordi (Lilford's wall lizard) is the source of this 774-nucleotide messenger RNA. Lineage: Eukaryota; Metazoa; Chordata; Lepidosauria; Squamata; Lacertidae. The record is from the annotation of a GenBank genome assembly.